Messenger RNA from Tripterygium wilfordii, 3017 nucleotides. RefSeq names its product exocyst complex component SEC10b-like. Gene Ontology annotation, cellular component: exocyst; cytoplasm. NCBI's taxonomy places the organism in Eukaryota, Viridiplantae, Streptophyta, Magnoliopsida, Celastrales, Celastraceae. The record is from RefSeq and is a predicted model, not a curated record. The transcript is spliced from 25 exons. Bases 158 to 2659 code for a protein of 833 amino acids. Gene Ontology annotation, biological process: exocytosis; Golgi to plasma membrane transport.
AAUGUCAAUAAAUAUUGCUAAAAAUCUAAAAUUAAAAGAAAUCAAAAUAACGGGAGCUAGGCUACACAGUUCGACCCAGAAGAAAGUCAGCUCAAUUCGAUCUGGCUCUGCCUGUAGAUCACGGUUCUUCUUCCCCGAAAAGAAACUACGGUGAACGAUGAGAGAGGGUAGAGAUCGUGUCAAGAAUGAUACAACUUCAAAACCCUCAUCAGUUGGUUCUAUUCCUCUCAUUCUUGACAUAGAUGACUUCAAGGGUGAUUUUUCAUUUGAUGAGUUAUUUGGGAAUUUGGUGAACAACCUCCUGCCUUCUUUUCUAGAAGACGAGGCAGAUUCAUCAGAAGGAGGCAGUGAUGUCCUGCCAAAUGGGCAUGUUCGAGCUCCAUCUGAUGUCACCAAAUAUUCUCAGGGGCUGCCUUCCCCAUUGUUUCCUGAAGUGGAUUCUCUGUUAUCCCUAUUCAAGGAUUCUUGCAGGGAAUUGGUUGAUCUUCGGAAACAGGUUGAUGGAAAGCUCUACAAUCUCAAGAAGGAGGUUUCUCUUCAGGAUUCAAAACAUCGCAAGACACUUGCUGAGCUGGAGAAAGGCGUAGAUGGCUUGUUUGAUAGUUUUGCAAGGUUGGAUUCACGGAUUUCAAGCGUUGGACAAACUGCUGCAAAAAUUGGAGAUCAUCUGCAGAGUGCAGAUGCUCAACGAGAAACUGCCAGUCAAACAAUAGAGCUCAUCAAGUACUUGAUGGAGUUUAAUGGCAGUCCAGGGGAUCUAAUGGAGCUUUCUCCUCUUUUUUCUGAUGAUAGCCGUGUGGCUGAAGCUGCUUCAAUUGCUCAAAAAUUGAGAUCAUUUGCUGAAGAAGAUAUGGGAAGACAAGGCAUUGCUUCACAGUCUGUUGUGGGAAAUGCAACUGCUAGCCGAGGAUUAGAAGUUGCUGUUGCUAAUCUUCAGGACUAUUGCAAUGAACUGGAAAACAGAUUGUUGGCUCGGUUUGAUGCAGCGUCACAGAGACGAGAGUUGUCUACUAUGUCAGAGUGUGCUAAAAUUUUAUCUCAGUUUAACAGGGGUACAAGUGCCAUGCAACAUUAUGUGGCAACACGCCCAAUGUUCAUUGAUGUGGAGGUCAUGAAUGCAGACACGAGGUUGGUCCUUGGUGAACAGGGUUCCCAGGCUAGUCCGAGCAAUGUUGCUCGUGGGCUUUCUUCAUUAUAUAAAGAAAUCACAGACACUGUUCGUAAAGAAGCAGCUACAAUUACUGCAGUUUUCCCUUCGCCCAAUGAUGUCAUGUCAAUCUUAGUCCAGCGAGUUUUGGAGCAGAGAGUAACAGCUCUUUUGGACAAAUUGUUGGUGAAGCCAUCCCUUGUGAGUCCACCUCUCAUGAAAGAAGGUGGGCUUCUUUUGUUUCUCAGAAUGCUAGCAGUUGCAUAUGAGAAGACUCAGGAACUUGCUCGAGACUUGCGAGCUGUGGGUUGCGGUGACCUGGAUGUUGAUGGUCUCACGGAGUCUCUUUUUUCUUCCCAUAAGGAAGAAUACCCUGAACAUGAGCAGGCUUCUCUUAGACAACUCUAUCAAGCAAAGAUGGAAGAACUGCGUGCUGAAAGCCAGCAGCUUUCUGAGUCAAGUGGGACAAUUGGCCGCUCAAAAGGAGCUUCAGUAGCAUCUUCGCAUCAACAGAUCUCUGUUACGGUUGUGACAGAGUUUGUUCGUUGGAAUGAGGAAGCAAUAUCAAGAUGCACUUUGUUUUCAUCUCAACCUACUACUCUGGCACCCAAUGUAAAAUCUGUGUUCACUUGCUUACUAGACCAAGUUAGUCAAUAUCUUACAGAAGGCCUCGAAAGGGCUAGAGACAGCCUAACUGAAGCUGCAGCUCUAAGGGAAAGGUUUGUGCUGGGAACAAGUGUCAGUAGAAGGGUGGCUGCUGCAGCUGCUUCUGCUGCAGAAGCAGCGGCUGCUGCUGGUGAAAGCAGUUUUCGAUCUUUUAUGGUUGCUGUACAACGUUGUGGUAGUAGUGUGGCUAUUGUUCAGCAAUACUUUGCAAAUUCUAUAUCUCGCCUCUUGUUACCUGUUGACGGUGCACAUGCUGCUUCAUGUGAAGAAAUGGCAACAGCCAUGUCCAGUGCAGAGGGGGCUGCUUAUAAGGGCCUCCAACAGUGCAUUGAAACUGUGAUGGCUGAGGUGGAACGACUGCUUUCAGCUGAACAAAAAGCAACAGAUUAUAGGUCGCCUGAUGACGGAAUUGCUCCUGAUCAUCGUCCAACAAAUGCCUGCACAAGGGUUGUUGCGUAUCUCUCCCGUGUUCUUGAGGCUGCAUUUACAGCAUUAGAAGGUCUUAACAAACAAGCAUUCCUGACUGAAUUGGGAAACCGCUUGCACAAAGGGCUACUUAAUCACUGGCAGAAGUUCACCUUUAAUCCAAGUGGAGGACUUCGGCUGAAGCGUGACAUUACAGAAUACGAAGAAUUUGUCCGCAGUUUUAAUGCUCCUUCUGUUGAUGAGAAUUUUGAAUUGUUGGGCAUAGUGGCCAACGUCUUUAUUGUAGCUCCUGAAAGCCUUUCUAGCUUGUUUGAGGGUACACCAAGUAUACGGAAAGAUGCACAAAGGUUUAUUCAACUUAGAGAGGACUACAAAAGUGCAAAACUUGCGUCUAGACUUAGCUCCUUGUGGACAAGCUGAAGUUGAUAAAGACGUCGAAGUUCACUGGAAUAUUACUCCAUACAGUUGCUAAGGUGAGGAGGUGACAGCCCAGACUGGAUUAUUUGGGCAAGACCAUGGCCAAGUUAGUGAAAUCAGCUGAGAAUUUAAGUUUACUAGUUGGUUAUUACAGGACUGACGUUAUUUCAUUGGUUUGCAAACUAGGACUGCUAGAGUUUGUACUGGAUAUAUUUGUUCUUUUACACAAUGCCUUUGGCUGGCGUCUCCAUAUGUUGCUCGUUCAUGUGUUUUUCCCAGAUUGAAUUUUGUAUCGAUGUGAGUUUUCAAUUUUUAGAUUGGAUUUUCUAUUACUAAAUGCUUAUGAAGAGCUGACUUGACU